Messenger RNA from Danio rerio (zebrafish), 2158 nucleotides. NCBI's taxonomy places the organism in Eukaryota, Metazoa, Chordata, Actinopteri, Cypriniformes, Danionidae. The record is from RefSeq and is a predicted model, not a curated record.
UGUAGAAUUGAAAAUAGCCUCACAUUUACUCUUCCUCGUGUGGAUUUAAACCUUUAUGAGUUUCUUAAUCCUGUUGAACACAAAAGUAGAUAUUAAAAAAAAAAAAACGCUACUGGCUUACUGUGUUCCACAAUAAAGGAAAGUUUCAAACCACAUGACGGAGAGUAAAUGGUAAGUUCAUUUUAAUAUUUGGGUGAAAACAUUCAUUUCUUGCUUGUCGCUUUGAGUCUUCAUACUAAAGCUAACUUCUUUUUAUUUUAGAUCUGAUGGUGCUGAAAGAAGAGACUCAUCAACAGAAUGAAAUAGAUGAGAAGCAGCAGUUUGAGAAACCCCAAGAAAUAACGACUGAUAAAAAACCCACACUGACUAAAAAGACUUCACACGGAAGACCUUGGAAAUCCAAAUUGGGGUGUAAUUUCAGCUGUAAACAGUGUAGAAAGAGUUUCAGUCAGAAGUCAAACCUUGAUGUUCACAUGAGAGUUCACACUAGGGAGCAACCUUUCACCUGCGAACAGUGUGGAAAGAGUUUUGGUCAAAAACAAAGCUUUAAAGCUCACAUGAGAAUUCACACUAGAGAGAAGCCAUACACAUGCCAACAGUGUGAAAAAAGCUUUUAUCAUGCUGGACACUUUGCAGCACACAUGAGAAUUCACACUGGGGAGAAGCCUUUCAGCUGUAAACAGUGUGGAAAGAGUUUCAGUCAAAAGCCAAACCUUGAUGUUCACAUGAGAGUUCACACAGGGGAGAAACCUUACACCUGCGAACAGUGUGGAAAGAGUUUUAAUCAAAAACAAAGCUUUAAAACCCACAUGAGAAUUCACACUGGAGAGAGGCCGUACACAUGCCAACAGUGUGGAAAAAGCUUCCGCCAUGCAAGAAACUUGGAUGUGUACAUGAGAAUUCACACUGGAGAGAAGCCUUUCAGCUGUAAACAGUGUAGAAAGAGUUUCAGUAAAAAACAAGACCUUUACAUCCACAUGAGGAUUCACACUGGAGAGAAACCUUACACAUGCACAGAGUGUGGUAAAAGUUUCCCACAUAAAAACACACUCAAUCACCACAUGAGAACACACACCGGAGAGAAGCCGUUUACAUGUGAUCAGUGUGGAAAGAGCUUCACAACCAAAUUUAGCCUCAAGAACCACAUGAAUGGUCACACUGGAACCAUAGUGUUCACAUGUGAUCAGUGUGGAAAGAGUCUCACACGGAAAGACACCAUUAAGCAACACAUGAAGACUCACUCAAGAGAGGAUCGAUUUAGAUGCAGUGAGUGUGGAAAGGGCUUUAAAAGUAAAAGAAGCCUCAACACUCACAUGAAGCUUCACAAUGGAGAGCAGAGUCCUCAACAUUGAGGCCUUGUCCACACAAACACAGGUAUAUUUAAAACGGCAGCUUGUUCAUGUAGUUUGUCUGUUCAUUCAAGUGAAGAUUAUUUAUAAACUACUUUCGAGAGGAUCACAUGCUUAUGAUUGUCAACGGCUGGUCCUGCUUUAGCUAAAACAUGAUUCACCAAUCAGAUGAUUCCUGACUCACUAUAGAUAACCAGAACACAAAGCUGCGGUCACACUGGACUUUGAGAUUGUGAAAUUCUGCCAUACGGCGCUGUGGAAAGGGGCGGGAUCAAACAAGAUUUUUAGAAAUUAAAAAAGUGAGCAAUUGCUCCAUGGUUUAAAUUUCUGUCCAGAGAGGUCAUGUUUUGAUCCUCGAUUGGUCUCACGCAGUCAAGUGAUGCGAUUUCGCAGGUCAGAGUUCACCAAGCAUGAACUUUGCACCUCAGCAACCGGUGAAACUUGACGCAUGACCCUGUUUCUAGUCUGACGCAUUCGUGUGCGUAUGAAUGGAAGUCUAUGGGAGGAAAAGCCCAGUGUGACCGUAGCUUAACUCAGUUAUCCUUGUCUUGAAGAAACCCUCUCCCACCCUUACUUCCCCCCCUUUCUAGAUUGGGCAACACAGCAGCCAAUGAUUAGACAGUGGUUAGCACAGUUGCCUCACAGUAAGAAUAUCGCAGGUUAAAGUCGCUGCUAACCAGUUGACUUUUUGUGCAGAGUUUGCUCAUUCUCCCUGUGCUCGCGUGGAUUUCCCCUGGUUUUCUCCCACAGUCCAAAAACACACAACCUAAGUAAACUGAACAUUAAAUUGGCACCAUAGUCGAGCUCUU